AUGGGAUUUUAUCCGAAAGCUCGGCAGCCGCGACUCGGGAUCAACCACCCGUCGGUUCGGCCUAUUCGACUGGCCGUACUAAAAGGUGCAAGCAUCAACCUCCUGAUCUUGCAGCUUCUGUUCCUGGGGCUCUUUUGCUAUAUUUUCGGAUCGCUAUUUCAACAGACGACACAUGUUGAUAACAUCAACAUCCUUUUCGUCGAUUAUGAUGGUGCCGCAAUUGGCACAGCUGUUCGUGAUGCCUAUCAGAAACUCAAAGGCCCGGGGUUUCCAACACUGAUUGAGCAAUCCACUCUUGCAUUCCCCCAGCCUGAUCUCACCAUCGAGGCUAUCUGCAAUAUCAAAUACUGGGCAGCACUUUACACCACAGCCAAUGCAACGGACCACUUACUCGCCGCGCUAGGGGAGGCUCAGCCGCCUCCUCAUACAACUCAAGCAAUGUCCUUACAAUGGUGUGGAAUGAAGCGCGCUACCCGACUCCUGAAAACAUUAUCACAAGCUGCACGGGUGGUUUACUUCGAAGAAGGCGGGAAACAAUUGCUCCAGACCGUAAACAGCUCGGAUCCCGCAGCAAUCGCUGUUUAUGUCAAUCCGUGGACUUUAGCCUCGAUAGAUAUCCAGACAACCGAGCAAGGAUCGCGGCUGAUCUACAACACUCUUGUCAUAAUUCUGAUACUGAUCCAAGAAUUCUUCUACCUGGGAUUCAUCAACGGUCUCUACCAGCAAUUCAAACUUUACACCGCGGUCUCACCCCACCGGAUUGUGAUAGUGCGUCAAAUUAUCUCUGGUCUCUACACGUUCGCCGGGUCUCUAUCUACAGCAGGCGCUAUCUGGGCUUUCCGACAUGGCUGGCAUGUAAACGGCAACCAAUUCGUGCUUACCUGGAUGGCACUCUGGCUCUUCGCUCACUUGAAUUUUCUCGUGCUCGACGUCUUUACUAUCUGGCUCCCGCCUCCACUCGUCCCUAUGGCACUCAUAUCCUGGGUUGUACUGAACGUCACAUCCAUCCUCCUCCCAUUUGAACUUUCGCCGGGAUUCUACAAAGUCGGAUACGCGCUCCCAGCGCAUAGCGUAUUCCAGGUUCUAAUCGAUAUCUGGUCUGGUGGCUGCAACCCCCAACUCAAUUAUGCGCUUCCUGUGAUGUUCGCUUAUGAGAUCGUUAGCAUCGCUCUCAGCUCGAUAGGCGUUUAUCGACGGGCUCAUUAUAGCACUAUCAAACAGGAGGCGGAGGAGAUCUCAUUACAGCAGCGUAUUGAGGCGGCUGUUGCUGAGAAACAGGCGCAAGAAACUAGACCGGAUGCCCUGGAGGGCGAAACGCCUCUCAAUGAGCCGGAGGAAGGUGCUGCUAUGCAACGACGUGGAACUGCGAGUACCAUGGAAGAGAAGGAGGAAUUGGUUGAUAUCAUCCGACGAGAAUUGUCGCGUCCUGCUGAGAGGGCGGAAACUAGUCGCGAGAAUACUGGUCCCUCCUUUUACCUGCCAUUCAAGCAGUGA
Messenger RNA from Penicillium pulvis, 1494 nucleotides. RefSeq names its product SNG1 family protein. The transcript is spliced from 2 exons. Gene Ontology annotation, cellular component: membrane. The record is from RefSeq and is a predicted model, not a curated record. The coding region runs from base 1 to 1494 and encodes 497 amino acids. NCBI's taxonomy places the organism in Eukaryota, Fungi, Ascomycota, Eurotiomycetes, Eurotiales, Aspergillaceae.